Molecule: messenger RNA, 1730 nt
Organism: Helicoverpa zea (corn earworm)
Lineage: Eukaryota; Metazoa; Arthropoda; Insecta; Lepidoptera; Noctuidae
Exons: 1
Coding region: 434-1552 (372 amino acids)
Source: RefSeq, a predicted model, not a curated record
AGUUUCUUCAUCAAAAGUUAAAGCCAAAGUAAAAGUCAAAGAAAUCUGACAGUUGUGACGUCUAUCGGUGUAGAUCUGUGUCCAUACUUUUAAUUCUUAAAAAAUAAUAAACACUUGUUUCGGCUCAGUGACUUUACUUAUAGUGAACACAGUGAAACAUACAGUGACAUAUAUUAAAGUGGUUAAUAAAAACAGUGCUUAAGGUUCUAAACUAUACAAAACAAUACUUACAGUGACUUUGCGUAAUUGAGUUCUACCCUCUAUUUUUAAUAAGUGUCGGAUAUUCUCGUCUCUCUCGAUUUGACAGACCGACGGCAUAGACAGAGGGCUGAUAUUCUCGUUAUCUGUCAACGAUCGACAUCGAGUUAACAGCGCCAUCUAGCGUGUGAACGGCGAAUCACCUCAGACGCAAGUUACCUAUUUGCCUACCAUCAUGCCUGGUGUCAAUUGCCACGGUUGCGGUCGCUUUAUGGUACCGGCAGAGGGCGCUAAAUGUGGUAAAUGCAAAAUGGCGUACCACAGAGGGUGCGUAGGAGUUGUAGCAAAAGGCGUUGUCCCUGCAGGCUGGCGCUGCCCAGAGUGUAAGAAGAACCUGUUAAGGGACAAUAGGGCGGAUACUCCAGUCAGAGGUCUUGCGGAAAGCCCUCCCUGUUCUAGCACCAGCCCUGUAGAACAUACAAGCGUGGUGCCGAGUUCACCCAACACCAGGACUGUUAGUUGUUCCAGCCCUUUACCUGAGGCCGUCGGGCAACAAUCUGCGAGUCUAUCGUCUGUUCCUCCUGCGCCGCAAGCUGGCUCCGACUUGACUCUAGUGGAGGAGUUGAGGGCGAUGCGUGCUGACCUUCUGGAGUUCCGCAGCAAGAUGCUGGAGGAGAUGAUGGAUCUUAAAUUAUCCAUGCAGAGCUGCAAUACCCGUAUUGACGGCCUGGAGGCCAGAAUUAAUGCACUGGAACAGCGGCGGGAGACCUCCCCUUCCACACAUUCAUCCGUGGAGGGGAUUGUGGAAGAAUUAAGGAGGGAACUGAACGACAGGGAUCAAGACCUUCUCAGUAAUGACAUCGAAAUCUCAAAUAUUCCCGAGAGCACAGCUGACAACCCGGUUCACAUUGCCAAGGUAAUAGGCCUCAAGUUGGGGGUCACGCUGGAGGAACGUGACAUCGUCAGUGCGGAGCGGGUGGGCGGUAGGCAGCUCAACGCCACAAGCUCUGCCGGUCCGGCGGUGCCGCGGCCGCGCGCCAUAGUGGUACGCCUGGCGCGGCGCGAUGUGCGCGACCAGCUGCUGGCGAGUGCGCGCGUGCGCCGGGGCGCGACGACUGCUGACCUGGACAUGUCUGGCCCGCCGCAGCGUUUCUUCCUUAACGAGCGCCUCACUAAAACUAAUCGCCGGUUGUUUCGGAAGGCGCGAGACGCUGCUAGCCUCUUCAGCUGGAGGUUUGUUUGGACGAAGCGAGGUCGCAUACUGGCUAGGAAGGGCCCGGGUGACUCCACCCAAAGAAUCCGCACCGACGAGGACAUUGCUGCGAUUAUUGGAUCUGUCAAUGAAACAACUUGAUUACUGUCUGUUUUUAUUAUUUUUGUCAUUGUGUGUGUCUAGCAUUCAUGAGUGGGGGAAUAUGCGUCACACUCUUUUCUAUCAGGGGGUUAUCAUAUUUUGCUUAUAUGGUGAGUCAAAAUUGUUUCAAAUCUAUAUAACUAUAUUAUAUAAACACGUUAAAUCUUACACUAACAUU